AUGCUGCAGCACCAGCAGCAGCAUCACCACCAACAGCAACAGCAACAGCAACAGCAACAGCAACAGCAACAGCAACAGCAGCAACAAUCAUCACAACAGCACUACGCCUCAGCGCUGGCGUCGUCUGACAGUGAAAACUACCUCAUCUCUCCCCAUGAUACCCCCCAGUCUCAACGGUUCGACCCGGCGACCUGCUUCGAUGUCGGCGCCGGCCAAUUCAGCGCCUACGAUGCCCAGCUGAACCUCAUGUUGCAGAAGAAUCAGGAGAGCUUCAAUAGCAACAUGACCGACGGCAAGGAGUUUGACCUGUACACCAACGACAGCGCUCUCUCCACGCCGACGUUCAUGCACUUUCCCGACAGUCCUUCCGCGCAGGGCUGGUCCUCAGAGGGCGCCUCCCGGAGGGGCUCGCGGCGGAUCAGCAACGGCAUCGUGGACCGCGUGACCAAGUUCGAGAACCUGAGCAUGGAGGAGUUGCAGAGGCCAAUGACGCCGCCAAAUCAGAAUGGACAAAACCAGUUUCCCCCUACCCCUAUGGAGACGCCACAUGACCGCCUUGUCAAGCAGGAGUCACGACCGGACCGGUUCAGCGAUGACUACGACGAGUCAAUGGAAGAGACGAUCAAGCCGCGCCGGGCGCGGUCAAGCCAGCGGACACAAGACAUCUUUCAGGAGAUGCGGCAGCAGGCAGAGAGACGCUCCCCGGCGGUGCCCAGCCCUCCGAGGUCGGGUGCCUUGCCCGCGAGCAAGACAUUUGCCGGCAUGCCGAUGCAAAACACCGACUUCAUGACAAUGAGCUCGCUGAGGAACGAGUUUGCCAAGAUGGACGGUGGGUUCGAGCAGGUGCAAUACGAGCAGCCCGAGUCGAUGCACUCCGGGGCGUCAGACGCCUCGCACCACUCGACGCCGGCCGAGAUGGGACACUACAUGGGCAGCUUCGACGAGACGCCCGGCUUCCAGCCCCUGACGCACGGGGAGGAAUCUCCGUCGGGAUCGCCGUCACGGCGCAAGUCGCCGCACCGCCGCACUGAGUCCGUCGCGAGCAUCACGAGCGCGGCCAGCAUCGCGAGCAUCAACAUUGAGGAGACCAAGACGGAGACGGGCGUGACGAUGGAGGAGAUUGCACAGUAUAUCCGCAGCCCCGAAACGACAGACGGCAAGUGGACAUGCUUGUUCGACGACUGCGGCAAGAUGUUUGGGCGCAAGGAGAACAUCAAGUCGCACGUGCAGACGCACCUGAACGACCGGCAGUACCAGUGCCCGACGUGCCAUAAGUGUUUCGUGCGGCAGCACGACCUCAAGCGGCACGCCAAGAUCCACACGGGCAUCAAGCCGUAUCCGUGCGACUGCGGCAACAGCUUCGCGCGGCACGACGCGCUGACGAGGCACCGCCAGCGCGGCAUGUGCAUCGGCGCUUUUGACGGCAUCGUGCGCAAGGUUGUGAAGCGUGGAAGGCCAAGGAAGAACAACCGCCCGGACAUGGAGACGCGGCUCGAGAAGUCAGCGCGCCAGCGCAAGAAGAACAUGUCGGUAAGCUCCGUAUCGUCGGCGUCGGGCUACUCGGACAGCUCAGCCCCGAACUCGCCCGAGUACAACAUGCUCGACGACGUAGACCUUGCCGACAUGGCCAGGGGCUUGUCGGCGUCAUCGUCGGCUCCCAUGCCGCUUAUGCAAGCCACGGCGGCAAUCCCUCCGUCCAUCGACCUGGCCGACAUGGCCAUGUCGCCCGAAGCCGAGAGCGUCCACUCGUACGUAUCACCCGAGGCCAUCAUGGAGAAGACGCUGUCGAAGCCGGCCACGCCCGCCAGGAGCGUCGCGAGCCUGUACACGACGCCGCCCGACCUGUCGCAGUCGUCGUCGCCGCCGCCUGCGCACUUCUUCGACGUGGACCCCAACACGAGCGCGAGCACCGACGCCUGCGAUCUGGGCGUCAUGUCGGCUCCCUGCACGACGGCCCCGAUGUCCGAGUCCCUGACCAUUGGCAUCAAUGACCACGACGACGACCUGCUGCUGCAGUUCGCGAGCGACGAGGGCCUCGUCCAGCUCGACCGCGGGGCUGACAUGCUGAUGAUGAGCAAAUUCGACGACGAAUUCGACAAUGUCGGCAUGUUUGGCAACGACGACAUGUUCUUUGGUAGCUCGUGA
This is a messenger RNA of Purpureocillium lilacinum, 2145 nucleotides long. RefSeq names its product metallothionein expression activator. The record is from RefSeq and is a predicted model, not a curated record. Gene Ontology annotation, biological process: regulation of transcription by RNA polymerase II. Gene Ontology annotation, molecular function: RNA polymerase II transcription regulatory region sequence-specific DNA binding; DNA-binding transcription factor activity, RNA polymerase II-specific. NCBI's taxonomy places the organism in Eukaryota, Fungi, Ascomycota, Sordariomycetes, Hypocreales, Ophiocordycipitaceae. Gene Ontology annotation, cellular component: nucleus.